Molecule: messenger RNA, 5826 nt
Organism: Ictidomys tridecemlineatus (thirteen-lined ground squirrel)
Lineage: Eukaryota; Metazoa; Chordata; Mammalia; Rodentia; Sciuridae
Gene: Arhgap27
Product: Rho GTPase activating protein 27
Biological process (GO): signal transduction; regulation of GTPase activity
Cellular component (GO): cytoplasm
Molecular function (GO): protein binding
Source: RefSeq, a predicted model, not a curated record
CCUUUCUCACAAGUUCCACAAGCCCCUGGGGUUGGGGUGGGGGGGACUCUAGGGGGAAGCCCCCCACUGUCCAUGUAAGAACAAAAGAAGGAAACAGACUUAAUUCCCAGAAAGUCAGUUUGCAGGAAAAUGGAGCAGAAAAGAAUAACAUUCAGGUCUGCAGUUUCCUGCCAUUGAAGAUCCCUUUCAACCCAUCAUGGAAACCCUCUGCCCAUCCAUGAGCCCCAGCUUCCUCCAAGGGUCUUCCCUCUUCCAGGGGCAGUAGAUGGUAGGCCCAAUGAUGCAAAGAGGAACUGGGUUUGAGGGCUGGGGGAGGCAGGCCCAGGGGAGGGCCAUGGGCAUGGGAGCUCAUGCUGCCCUGCCCUUGGACUCAACCCAAAAUACCUUUAAGGCCACAUGUUUCCCCUUCCUCCCUUUCUACCUAGAGAACGGGAGGUUUGGAGAUCACAAUUCAACCCCAAAGAGCUCAUCUCAGUAAAAGUAGUAAUAAUAAUGAAGUGUGUGUACUUGCCACUGUUCUUAGUGCAUCUCAUUUUAUCUUCUCAGCAAGCCUAUAGUAGGUAGGUGUUACUAUCCCCAGUUUAUUGGAAAGAAAGCUGAGAUGCAGACACAAGUCAGUACUCACAAUGUCUAAAGGCCAACACAGGACAGAGCUGGACAUCAGCCUGCUAGACCCCAAACAAGGAGUACAACCACUACCAGCCACUGCCAUCCUGCCUAGCCAGGACAGAUGGGGAGACCUAAGAGGUGGGGUGGAGGGAGGGUCCAAUCCAGUCACUAUUUUCUAAGUAUGCAGGGCAAUGCUGAGUUUUGCUGUGACUGCCUCGGGGAUCUUAAGAUGCCAUCAGAAUUCAGAUGCACUGAGAUUCUACUAGCACAAGGAGAACUCACUGGUGGGCAACCCCUCACAGGGUCAAAGAUGUGGAGGAAACGGGGUUCAAGAAAGAGCAUGGCCAGAUUCAGUUUCCAAUCAAACGCUCAACUCACCUGAAGUACCCAGCUCUCAGCACAGCAUCUAAGGGAGAGGGCACAACUGUUCCUGCCACCCUGAGAGCUGGGGCCCACUGGGGCUGGCUUGCCCAAAUCUGGAGUUAGUGCAAGGUCAAGUCACAGGAGCAAGCUUGCUUUUCCCAGAGGCAGCAGAUUCCAAAAGAUAAGACCUCCAAGUGGAGGGCCCUGGAACUGGACUCGAGAUGCUGGCCUUCAGGAGAUUGUUCUAAGCUUACCCAGCCCACAGAUCAGAUCUGAGGGUAUCCCUCCUCCCCUACAAUAUUGGGGGGAGGGGCGUGAAGGGAGGGAAAUCUGGCCAAGAGAAUUUAGUGGGAGGCUGCCACCCUCCUCAUCCCACCAUCCUGGCCCAGCUGCCUCCUCCUCCUCUCUGAAGACAGCCAGGUGUGGCCCAGGAGGUGUAGGGGGGAAGGGGUGGUGUCUCUGCUCCAGAGGCACUGGCCCGGCCCAGAGGGGACAGGAAGCUAGGACACCGGGGAUUGUCUCUCCCAACCGCAGCCCAGCCCCAGCCCGGGAGGAAGUUUCUGCCGAGUGCUCUCCGUCGGUGCCUCCCUUGUUAUAUUGUUGAACAGGAAACAGGGCAGCACGGGAGCCGGGUGGUGGAAGAGGGAGCACCGGACACCGAACCCUCGCGCGUCUGUCCGGGCAAGUGGAAGCGAGGCCAGCGGACCGACGUCCUGAGCUCCUGCUCCGCGCAGUCUCUCCAGCCUUGCCAUUGGUAGCCCCGCCCAAGGAGAUGACAGAAGCCUAACCUGCAGCCCUUCGCCGACUCCGCCCAUCCAGCCCAUGGGCUCCCAGAGGCCCGCCCAGCUAACGAAAACGCGGUGGCCGCGAUGGCGGCGGACGUCGAAGGGGACGUGUAUGUGCUGGUGGAACACCCUUUUGAGUACACUGGCAAGGACGGGCGCCUCGUAGCCAUACAGCCCAACGAGCGCUACAGACUGCUGCGCCGUAGCACUGAACACUGGUGGCACGUGCGGCGCGAGCCUGGUGGCCGACCCUUCUACCUGCCCGCACAGUAUGUGCGCGAGCUGCCCGCUCUCGGCGACCCUGCCGCUGCCCCGCAGUCACCCGCGCCCCACACAAGCCCCGCAGUUCCCGAACCGCUGACCUACGACUACCGGUUCGUGAACUUGUCCGCGCCCACGGGCUCCGAUCACACACCUGGGGAACCCCGGGGCCGCGCCAGCUCCCUAUGCGGUCCUGUGCGUCGCAGCGGCGCCGCUCAGCGCAGCAGCCUGGCGCCAGGCGGGCCCACCAGCCUGUACGCGCGACCCUUGGCGCCAGUGCGCCCAGCGCAGUCCCUGGACGACCUGGCGCGCGCCGCCGCGCCCCCUGCCGGCCUCCUAGGAAGCGCAGGCCGCUUCAAGGCCUGCAGCGUGGCGGGAUCCUGGGUGUGCCCACGGCCCCUGGCGCGCAGCGACUCGGAGAACAUCUACGAGGCCAUCCCGGAUGUGCGCAGCCCUCAACGCGAAGACAUCCCGGAGCAGGCGGACGACCCCCAGGAGCCGGUGUACGCGAACGUAGAGCGGCAACCUCGCGCCACCUCGCCGCGCGCUGUCGCAGCCCCCGGCCCCAGCCCGGUGUGGGAGACGCACACGGACGCGGGCACCGGACGCCUCUACUACUACAACCCCGACACGGGCGUGACCACUUGGGAGUCGCCCUUCGAGGCUGCGGAGGGCCCCGCCAGCCCGGCCACCUCUCCGGCUUCAGUGGGCAGCCCCGAGAGCCUCGAGGGCGAGUGGGGCCAGUACUGGGACGAGGAGAGCCGCAGGGUGUUCUUCUACAACGCGCUGACUGGCGAGACCGCCUGGGAGGACGACCCCGAAGACCAGCUGGAGAUGCAGCCCGGCCUGAGCCCCGGCAGCCCAAUGGACCAGAGACCCCCCACCCCUGAGACGGACUACCCCGAAUUGCUGACUAGUUACCCUGAAGAGGACUAUUCCCCCGUGGGUUCCUUCAGUGAGCCCAGCCCCACCUGUCCUUUGGCCGCACCCCCAGGCUGGUCCUGUCACAUCAGCCCGGACAAGCAGAUGAUCUACACCAACCACUUCACCCAAGAGCAGUGGAUGAAGCUGGAGGACCAGCAGGGGAAGCCAUACUUCUACAACCCAGAGGACUCCUCUGUUCGGUGGGAGCUGCCCCAGGUCCCCAUCCCUGCCCCUCGAAGCAUCUGCAAAUCCAGCCAAGACAGUGACACCCCAGCCCAGCCCAGCCUUCCAGAGGAAAAAAUCAAGACUCUGGACAAAGCAGGAGUACUCUAUCGCACCAAAACAGUGGACAAGGGGAAGCGGCUCCGGAAGAAGCACUGGAGUGCCUCCUGGACAGUGCUGGAGGGUGGCGUCCUCACCUUCUUCAAGGACUCAAAGACCUCAGCUGCUGGCGGCCUGAGGCAGCCUUACAAGCUCUCCACUCCUGAGUACACGGUGGAGCUGAAGGGGGCCACGCUCUCCUGGGCCCCCAAAGACAAAUCCAGCAAGAAGAAUGUGCUGGAGCUGCAGAGCCGUGAUGGCUCCGAGUACCUGAUCCAGCAUGACUCAGAGGCCAUCAUCAGCACCUGGCAAAAAGCCAUUGCCCAGGGCAUCCAGGAGCUGUCUGCAGACCUGCCCGCUGAGGAGGAAAGUGAGACCGGCAGCGCAGAUUUCGGGUCCAGUGAGCGCCUGGGAAGCUGGCGGGAGAGAGAGGAUGACACUCGGUCCAGUGCAGCGGCCGGACCUGUCCUGAGCCCUGGAGGCCAGGAGAGCGACUUGAGCAAGGUCCGGCACAAGCUGCGCAGGUUCCUACAGCGGCGGCCCACGCUACAAUCGCUGCGGGAGAAGGGCUACAUCAGAGAUCAGGUGUUCGGCUGCGCGCUGGCGGUGCUGUGUGAGCGCGAGAAGAGCUCGGUGCCGCGCUUCGUGCAGCAGUGUAUCCGGACCGUCGAGGCCCGGGGGCUGGACAUCGACGGGCUGUACCGCAUCAGCGGAAACCUGGCCACCAUCCAGAAGCUGCGCUAUAGGGUGGACCACGAUGAGCGUCUGGACCUGGACGAUGGGCGCUGGGAGGACGUUCAUGUCAUCACUGGCGCUCUGAAGCUCUUCUUCCGGGAGCUGCCGGAGCCCCUAUUCCCCUUCUCGCAUUUCAGCCAGUUCAUCGCAGCCAUCAAGCUGCAGGACCAGGCACAGCGCAGCCGCUGUGUGCGUGACCUGGUGCGCUCACUGCCAACCCCCAACCAUGACACACUGCGGCUACUCUUCCAGCACCUGUGCAGGGUGAUCCAGCACGGGGAGCAGAACCGCAUGUCGGUGCAGAGCGUGGCCAUAGUGUUCGGGCCUACGCUGCUGCGGCCCGAGACAGAGGAGAACAGCAUGACCAUGACCAUGGUGUUCCAGAACCAGGUGGUGGAGCUCAUCCUGCAGCAGUGCUCAGAUAUCUUCCCGCCCCACUGACCGCGGCGGACCUGGGACUAGGGGCAAAUGACUUGUGGUCCUAGGAGACUGGAAUUGCUCUCCGAGGUCCUUGGCCUUCUUUGGGUCUGCAGGCACUGUGACGUCUAUACCCCUCGUUUCUGAGGGUAUAGUGACCCCUGGUGGGCAGUUCGUGAAAUGUCAUUUUUUUCUCCCCCGCCCUGGCGGGUCGUGUUUAGGGUUAAUUAGGUUCUGUUCUUUAUUACAGCGCCACCUACUGGGCAGGUGGGAGAAUGUAGGGGUGAGAGUUUUGUUUUCUGGGACUCCCACGGGGAGGAGGAAUUUGGAGAGGGCCUUCCUGGCUUCUUCAGGCCUUCACCUGGUCAAAGCCUUCACGGAGACUCUGGUGGCGCCCCUGUCCAGGCCCUGUGCCCAUCAAGCAGCUACUGACAGCUUCCUUCCAGCCGCAUAGCUGAACCUGUCUCCCCCAGGCCUCAAGGAUGAGCUCUUGGGCCUCUUGCAGAGGUCAGGGUGGUCAGCUAGGUGAGGUCAGGGUUCCUGUUUGGGAUUGGGCACCCAUGCCCUCCCUGAUCCACUGUGUCCUGUGCAAGUUCUUCAUGCCCACUGGAUGUGGACCCUGCACCUGCACUUGAUGUGCACCUUUCCACACUCAGUCCCAUUUUACAGAUGAGGAAACUGAGACUUACAGAGACAGAGUGACUUGUUCAGGGUCAGGUGGGUGAUCUGACUCCCCAACAGAGGUUCCUCCCAUACCACUCCAGAGAGGGCUGUUGAUCCUUUGAGCCACCUACGCCCCGCCGCAGCAUGGGACCAUGGGCAAAGCAAAGAAACUCAGCUGGGUCUGUCCUGUCUGUGCCUGGGCUGGGGAGUUUCCUGAACUCACGGAGGGAAACUGCUCCAGCUGUUCUUCUCGGGGGAAAAGGAAAGGUCAGGUGUGCCUGCCUGGUGCCCACCGUGCCAUGGAGACCUGGGAAAGGCCUGCAAGGGAUGGAGGACAACCUCAGGAAAGGAGAGGUGAACCUUGGAGUCAGCAGACCCCUUCCCUCUUCGUGCACAAACCACCUUGGUUUCUGGAUCUCGAUCCCCAGCCCCACCCAUCCACUCAUUGACUUGACCAACAAUAAUCAGUAAUAUUUAUUAAGCUUUCGCCAAGCAUUUUAUUUGGAUCAUCCCUGCUUGUUUCUCUCAGUCAAUAUUUAUUAUUUGUUCUUGUGUGCCCGGCACUGUGCUCUGGGGCAAGGAUGCUGACUCCUGUCCUGGUGGAGCUUAGGGUUCACUGGGUGAGGUGGACCCAUGCCAGUGGGGGCAGGUUAGGAGUUCAAAUGGAGGCCUCGUACCCCAUGUCUAAAUAUUUAAAAGUGACCCAUCAAGCUAACAACUGUUAAAUAAAAUAUGUUCUAUUCUCCUA